Austrofundulus limnaeus is the source of this 4428-nucleotide messenger RNA. RefSeq names its product androglobin (gene adgb). Gene Ontology annotation, biological process: proteolysis. Lineage: Eukaryota; Metazoa; Chordata; Actinopteri; Cyprinodontiformes; Rivulidae. The record is from RefSeq and is a predicted model, not a curated record. Gene Ontology annotation, molecular function: calcium-dependent cysteine-type endopeptidase activity.
AACACCGGUUCAGUCGCGUGGCAACAAGUAAACUUCGAAAUGUAGAGAGACAUAACUCGUUCAGUUUUUUUUUUUACUUUGUUAUUGAGUUAGUGCUAAUUUGACCAAAAACAAAUAAUGUCCAAGGCACCGUUAAAAAGAGAGCUGUCAAGCAGGGCGUCUUUGUUUGACCGACGUACAGAUCUUUCUGUAGGAAAUUCGUCUGAGAACCUGGGAGGUGUGGGGAGACCCAGGUUCCCCAUUUGGCCUGAGUGGGAUGAUGCUGAUGUCAACAUGGAGAAGUGGGACUCUGUCAGAGGACAUGAGGACAGGAGGCCAAACAAGAAUCCCAGUGCUCCACACUUUGAGGAUCCAGAGGGAAAGGUUCCUCUGCCUGCAACUUUUAAGGUGCACACCUGGAAACGUCCCUCAGAGUUUAUUGAAAAGGGCUCUUGGAGAAAGAUAACUGUAGAUGAUUUCAUGCCGUUUGACAAAAAUGACAACCUGCUCCUCCCAGCCUCCACCUGUCGAUCAGAACUGUGGCCCAUGUUGUUGGCUAAAGCUCUAAUCAAAGUGGCCUGCACAAAUACAGUGUUCAAAGAUGGCACAGAGAUUGGUCCGUUUACUUUUAUUCACAAUCUCACUGGCUGGAUCCCUGAAUUUAUUCCUGUCAAGUCAAUCUACUCGAAAAGAAUCUGGGAUUUCCUUCAAGACACCGUUCCUAAAUUUAAACACCAGGAUGAGAGUUUGACGGUGACAAAACCUGACAUGGCAGAUCCUGCUGCAGGGACAGAUUCUUCUCUAAAUGACAAUAAGAGUCUGCUGCUGGAGACAAACAUCAACGAAGGUGCCCCUGAAGUAGUGGUGUGUGCCAGCUUUUGCCAGCAAGUUGAUGACAGUUUCUUUGGUUUUAGCCAAAUGGCAAAUGCCUCAGAAGUUUUGCGUCAUUAUGGCUUAUGCCUUCUGCACGGCCAUGUUGUCCUGCUGACAGGAAUCUGUGCAAGCAAGCUGGAGGCACCACCCAAACCUCCACCUGUACCCAGUUGGAAACUCAUUCGUCCACGCAAAAAGAUUGUGAUCUCUGAACCACAGAGUAAAAUAAACUUUUCUACGACAAUCUUGGCGUCACGAACAUGUUCCACUCCGGAGCUCCGCAGGCAGGGACCAGAGGAUCUCCUUCCAAUGGAGCUUCCUUUGCCAAAACUGGACCAGUUUGUUGAGGUUGCUACCCCUUUUCCUUUACAUGACGUCAAAAGCAGCAAUGGCCCCAUCCCAGAACCAGAUGCCGAGCAGAGUGCUCCAAGGAAGCAGUCCUUUAAAUCCUCGUUGGUGGCCAUUACUGAGACAGAAGAAAUGGAAUCUCAAAAAAGCCUUGAGCCUGGCUGCACCACUGCCUCAUCAAACACAGAACAAACAGAGGUUACAGCAGAGGACAAGAGAGAGGACAGCGAUCCCAUCUCCAAUGAUAGACCAGCAACUUCCAUGAAUAAUCCCAUCGCUAAGGAAUCCUCAGAUGUUUCCUUUCAGAAGAUCUGCAUGGAGCUUGAUGACUUUGCAAAAUGCUUCCAGACUUUCCUUGUCUUUUACAAGCCACUCGUCUAUCCUCAUCAGAUACAAAAGUCACAUUUUAAGAGUACUGUCCUACCCAAAACUAUAGGCAGCCUGACGUGCUCUGGGUCCCUGACUGUGGCAAGCUCUGAACGUAUAGAAGUGAAAGGCACUUACUACCUGUGUGUGGACAGUCUGCAACCUUCCCAGAUCCUCAUCGGUUUAUCUGCUCUUCUUCUCUGGGGAGAUGCAGAAAAGCAAAUAUCUGGUGUUUGUCGACCCGCAGUGCUGAUUAUUCAGCCUUACUCCUGGACAAGUAUGCAGUCUCAGCUGCCAGUUCUCACCAUCAAGACCACCUGCUCAAAGGCAGCUAUGCUUGGCAUACCCACGGGGCGCCACGUGUUCUGUGUCCGAAUCCACGCACCGCUGGGUUACCACAUCCACCUGUGCAGCAACACACCUUUUGUCUUAGGGGAUGAAGAAACGAUCAUGUCACACCUCACAAAGGAAAGUGCUUGCUUUACUGARAAGGCUUUGUCCAUAUUUGGGGCCCUGUCCAGAGUGGUGGCUUCCUUUAAUGAUGAGCUGGAGCUAGCAGUUCUUCACAAGGCUUUGGAAGAGACUCAGAAUAUCAGCACCAGCACAGAGGCCCAGGACCUCCACAAGGUGUUGAACUCAGCAGUUUACAACAUGGUCUGUGAGGCCCUGGGCAGACAGCUGACAGCAGAGGAGCAGUUUGCUGUCCAGACUCUUACUGCUGACCCCUCACUUCUGACAUCUGACUCUGAAGGAUUUCCUCAUACCCGAACAGAGGAGARCCUUAGAGCUUUUAAGAUCCUGUCAGACAUGUGGCCAAAGAUUGAAUCAGAUGCAGAAAAACAUGCUGCCUUCUUGUUACGGUACAUCAUUAAACAUUCUGGGAYGAACGACAGACUUUGCCCUGGUUUACAGGAUGACUCGACCAAAGUCACCUUUGCUGAUUAUACUGUCUCUCUCCAAGACACAUCCAGCACCUGGGUUUUGAUCUUUAGAGAGGUGUUCYUUGUUCCUGAGGAGAUGUUGCUGGUACCCAAAGUUUACUCCCCCUUUCCUAACUGUUUGCUUUACGUCAUAAACAAUGAUACAGGAGAGGAGUUGUACAAGCUCAAACCACUCCCCCGUGUUUAUCAACCCAAUGAGCAUGGUUAUACUUUCGUAGCUGAGGCUUUUACUCAUGAAAAACCCUCUGGGGGUGCCAAGUGGAGGAUGCGGUUGAUUGGCACAAAUGAACUUCCAAAACUGCCUCGUGAAGCUCCUCUUAAUGCAUUCUCUGUAAAGGAAAUCAAGGAUUGUUACAUUCCAAACAAUAAAAAUAUCAUAUGUCGUUACUGUGUUCAGGUGGUCACAGACAGCGUGGGAACAAUUCAGUUUGAAACAUCCAACCCAGAUGUUGUCAUACGUCUGUCUGUUCUGGACCAGGAGAAAGAAGUGGCCGGCAUUACUGGGAGAGGUUUUGUCUUACUUCCUGUGUUCCACUUCCUUGCCAAGAAAGAGCCCGGUUCCACAGAAGAGAAGAACCAGAUUGAAUCCCCCACUAAGGACGCACCGCAGCAAAGAAAUGUGACAGAAAGUUCGGUCAGAAAAUCCGACUCCUCGUCCGACCAGAACCAGACUCCCACGAYGACUGUGGAUCAUAAGUACGUGGUGCAAACAGAAGUGCUGUACAAGAGCUGGAAUUUGGAUGAAUCUCAGUUGGCUUAUAUCCAAAUGCUCGAAGACAUGAAGAAAGCUGAACGGAAAGAGCGCAGGCCUGAAUAAGCCUGAGUGGACGCUGCGCAUCGUCACUGACAAGAGCACACCAGAGAGCAUCAAGGUGGAGAGGGACACAGAGAGAUUAGACCAGAUUGAGAAAAUUAAGAAGGACUGGGAAAAGGCUGAACCAGGACGGAGUGUCAAGGCUUCACAGUCCCGUCUUCGCUUCACCAGCCAAAUUAAACAACAAGAAAAUGGAGCUGCUUCAGAUGAAACCAAAGACCGUGCUCCAUCCAGAUCUGAUCCACAUCCUCCUCUUAGACCGUCCUCACCUCACAAGGACUACACUCACCUCAUCAGACACCAGAAAGAUUUUCCAGUCCUGAUGGACUCGCAGAGAGAGGACGCCCAGCAGAGGGAGCGCUUUGAACACACCCAGGCCUACCAGUUAGCACGCAAUAAUGUGCUGGAGUUCCAUGAAAAGCAGAUGUCUGCGCUGCAGGAGUUGAUGCGACAUCAGCUGGAGACGUAUGAGAACAUGCUGGCUGGGAGCGAGAAAUUAUUUGAUGCUUCUAAAGUAUUUAGAGACUGUCAGCUGGCAUCUGUGAAAAAGGAGCAAGAGGAGAAAGCAGCACUGGAGGAGGACCAGCUAAAAACGACUCCCACCUCUGCUGGCGCUCAGCAACCCAACAAACGUGCCAAGAGUGCUGGACAGAAGAAAUGAUGCACCGACAGCCUCUGUUCACCUCAGCAAGUCUGCUUCAACACUGAGGAAUCAAAGUAGUUGUAGCAUCAUUGCGUGUUCUUCAUUACGCAACAUCAGAACAAAAGUUUGAUCACAUAAUUCAGAGCUGCUUUUUGUGUUGUUUUCUUUCCUGUUGACUUUUCACAACAUUAAACUUUACUGUAAGCAAAUGCUGUUAAUGUGAGAUAUUCAUAGUGUUACUAAAGUUUAUUUAAACUACAACGCAAGACACAUUUAUUAUUUUAUUGUGGUUAAACAACUUUGAGUGUACAUACUUUUUAUCAUAUUUUAUUAAAUAUCUUCUAAUUUCAAAUGUAAAAGUUGUGGUGAACCUACAUGUAUGGACGUGCAUUUAAAAUAGACUUAUUGAUAAAGAAGAUAUUUUGUUUUUAAUAAACUAAGCGUGUUCAACCCAAAUGUUAAAA